Molecule: messenger RNA, 1671 nt
Organism: Toxotes jaculatrix (banded archerfish)
Lineage: Eukaryota; Metazoa; Chordata; Actinopteri; Toxotidae
Gene: c14h11orf65
Product: chromosome 14 C11orf65 homolog
Exons: 9
Coding region: 739-1566 (275 amino acids)
Molecular function (GO): protein binding
Source: RefSeq, a predicted model, not a curated record
AGUAAGUUUAACUACAGCAGCAGGUCUGAUCUUCAUGUCUGAGAGAGCUGACACAGCCUGCUGGGGACAUCACUGUCCCACAGACUAAUGGAGACAGAGGCAGGACUGAGGACCGGGUACAGAGGACAGAGGAGAGAGGGUGGAGGGAGUUCCUCAGUGAAGAGACAGAGAGAGAGAGAGAGAGAGAGAGUGUGUGUGUGUGUGCAAACAGCUCCAUCUAAUGGCCAACAGGCAGAAACGUUUCUUUCUGUCUUGUUGACCGUGGUUUGUAAAUAAAGAAUCAGUGUGUUCACUCUGAUGAGGUCAGAGCUGUGAUGAACUGAUGGUGUGUCUCUGGCUCUCAGCUCAGUGUCAGUCAGUGGAUUUAAAUGAACACGCAGUCCUCCCAUACUGGUCCAGACCUACAGGUACUGAGUUUACUAUGGACCGGUCUCAGAUGUGGACCGGUCUCAGAUGUGGACUGGUCUCAGUCUCUGCCUUCAAAAUAAAAACACCUGUGGUUUUGGGUGUGUCAUGUGACCAGUCAGCUGAUGUGGUGUCACUGAUUGUGUUUCCUGUGUGUCAUGGUUCAGGAGCUCACAGCUCUCUAUGACAACCCUCAACACCUCUGCCUACAAUGGCUUUUAUUUUGAAAGCUGUGUUCUAUUGUGACCACGUUGCUAGGCAACCAGGUGAUAUAAGUGGCUGCUGCCAGUUGGUAGAUUGACUCACUCACAGAGGGGACUGUAGUAAGAAGCCAUGAGCUUACAGGAAGGUGGUGCUGAGGAGCUGCUGCAGCAGAAAGCAGCCAGAAUCAUUCAGAAGACCUGGAGAAGAUAUGUGCACAGAGAGGUCUUCAGGUAUUUCAAAGAGCUGAUUGGCCACUGCACCCAGCAGGACCCACAGGCGAUUCUCAAGGCUGUCAAUCCUCGAGAGGCGGAGCUGCUGGAUGCUGCUGCUGGGCUGUUCAUCAGGUUUCGACUUGGAGGGAUCACCUUUCCUCCCAGCAUCUACUACAAGAUCUUCACCCACCGUCCCAUCGCAGACGUGUGUGCUAACAGCCCAAAGGACUACACCCAGCCCGGCCUGAAGAAGCCUGUGGCCCAGCAGACCAACAACGGCUGGCCUGUGAUGGCGGAGGGCCGGUCAGGCUGGUACCAGCGUGUGGAGAACAACAGCUGGAGGCUGUUCUGCAGGAAGGUGGUUCCCAUCGGUGAGCCCAACGAGUUUGGAGCAAACAAAAAAAUGGACUUUCACUACUCCAGGUUGCAGCGGCAGCAGGAUGUGGACAGGUGGAGGAAAAGGAGGAGAAUCGAAUGGCUGAAGCAGAUCUAUAACCAGGGUCGCCAGCAGACCCAUCCAGGUCGACACAUGGUGACCCAGGUGGGGAACUCAGCCCAGGAGGAGAUGGAUGCCAUUGAAGAGAAGGGGGACGACGAGGCGGAGGACUGGGAGCUGGAUGAGCUCCUGGUCUGGACCACCAGUCUCAGCUUUGAGGAGUAUUUGCAGGAGUGGAGGCGUUUGGCCUGCAGUCACUUCUCUGAGCCUGGGAACGCUCAAACUCUCAAAUCUCUUCCUGUCUCUUGAUCUGAUACCUGCAUGUUGCUGCUGCCACAGACCUUCGCUCCAUCCAUCCUGGCUGAUGGUAACAGUUACACAGAAGAGAAUAAAGUCGCUGAUGUAAAAACCAAA